Molecule: messenger RNA, 2559 nt
Organism: Protobothrops mucrosquamatus (brown spotted pit viper)
Lineage: Eukaryota; Metazoa; Chordata; Lepidosauria; Squamata; Viperidae
Product: neuron navigator 2
Exons: 12
Coding region: 49-2559 (836 amino acids)
Biological process (GO): nervous system development; neurogenesis
Molecular function (GO): protein binding
Source: RefSeq, a predicted model, not a curated record
GAGUCAAGCUGUAUCGCCAAAGUCUUCUCUAUCUUCAUUUUAGAGAUUAUGCCAAUAAAUAUGAAUUUCCGGAUUCCAGCUUAUGAAAGAAGUAAAAGUUCCUAUGAUCAGUAUAAAAGAAUUUACACCGAUUGGGCCAAUCAUUAUCUAGCAAAAUCUGGCCAUAAACGCUUGAUAAAAGAUCUGCAGCAAGAUGUGACCGAUGGAGUUUUACUGGCUGAAAUCAUCCAGGUUGUAGCAAAUGAGAAGAUUGAAGACAUCAAUGGCUGUCCAAAGAACAGAUCUCAAAUGAUUGAAAACAUAGACGUGUGCCUGAGUUUUCUGGCUGCCAAAGGAAUAAACAUACAGGGACUAUCUGCAGAAGAGAUCAGGAAUGGGAAUUUAAAGGCCAUCUUGGGCCUUUUCUUUAGCCUAUCGCGUUAUAAGCAGCAGCAACAGCAGUCCCCAAAGCAACAUUCAGAGCACUCUCCAUCCCAGCAACCACCCACCUCAUCCCAGCAAGCAAGCUCUCCAUCCCCCAGCCAGGUGGGACUACUUGACCAGCAGAUACAACCACAACCACUGGUGCCAGCUUCACCUCAGACUCAGUGCCAACACCUCCAGCAAGCAGCACAGCUUCAGUUAAAAGCACAACCAGAAAUGCAGUCCAGUGCAUCACCCAGGGACUCAUCUCAAAGCAAAACCAUCCGAUUCACUCUCGGUCAGAAAAAGAAUUCUAGGCUUCCAGGUCCUACCACAAGGGUUUCAGCUGCAGGCAGCGAAAUAAAAACCCGUGGUCCAGCAAAUGCUAACAAUAGGCGCAGCCAGAGCUUUAACAACUAUGACAAAUCCAAGCCCACAAGCCCACCCUCCCUUCUAGCAAGUAGCAGUGAGAAAGAACCAGCAGACAGUUUAGACCCCCAACCCACAGGAAUGAAUGAAAAUGCAACUUCUUUGGUUCAAAGCAGCAGUAGCAACAAUGCUGCCAGUUGCAAUAAUUCUUCGGCCAUCCCCCAGCCCAAUUCUGCAGUCAAACCUUGGCGCAGCAAAUCAUUAAGUGCUAAGCACACAACCACAACAUCCACAUUAACUGUAAAACAGCAGGUUCAAGAAUCUCCCAAACCUCUCCCAGAGAUGGUCAAAACUACUCCCAAUGGUCAGAAAUCAAUGCUGGAGAAGUUGAAACUCUUCAAUACAAAAGGGGGUUCCAAAGCAAUAGGGUCAUCUCUUGAAUGUCCGGGGUCUCGGGACACUAGCUGUGAAAGAUUAGAGGGCCUCUCAAACUUCGAAGAAAGUGAGGAGAUGGAGGCUGCAAACCGGAACUUAAACACCCCAGGACCCACAUCAAAUAGUCCCAAAAUUGCACUUAAGGGAAUUGCACAACGGACAUUUAGUCGGGCUCUGACCAAUAAAAAGAGUUCCCCAAAGGGCAAUGAAAAAGAAAAAGAGAAAAAAGCUGACAUGAAAGAAGAGCUGAAGGAAGAACAGGUCCCUCCUGCUGUAAACGAAAUGCCAAAAAAAUCCUCCAAGAUUGCAAGCUUUAUCCCCAAAGGAGGAAAGCUCAACAGUGCCAAGAAAGAAGCAGCUGCCCCUUCACAUAGUGGAAUACCAAAACCAGGGAUGAAAAACACCACAGGGAAAUCCUCAAGUGCCCCAAGUUGCUCUGCAAAAGAAGGUGAAAGAAGCCGAGGCGCAAAGCCAGCCACCAGCCUCUCUCAUCCAAAAGCACAGCUAGAUUGCAAGAAUUCAAGUUCCACGUCAAGUUUAGCAUCCACUGACGGGAGAGGAAUGGGAGGGUGGUCAGCUUUAAGUUCCAGCAGCAGCAGCCAUGCUGUCAAUGGGCCAACUAACAGUACCACCCAGACAACAGGAAGCAAUACUGUGAGUGUUCAGCUACCUCAUCCGCAACAGCAAUACAGCCAUCCAAAUACCGCCACAGUAGCUCCGUUCAUGUACAGAUCCCAGACAGACAAUGAGGGAAACAUAACAGCAGAGUCCGGUACUGGAGGAGGAAGCACAAGCAUGGAAUCUGCUCCCUGCACAAAAACUGGACAACCUAUUUUAGAAGAUCUUUCUGGGGAAGAUCCAGAAGCGCGCAGAUUACGAACUGUCAAGAAUAUCGCUGAUCUUCGGCAAAACUUAGAAGAGACCAUGUCUAGUUUACGUGGAACCCAGGUGUCCCAUAGCACUUUGGAGACCACCUUUGAUACUAAUGUCACCACUGAAAUAAGCGGACGCAGCAUCCUCAGUUUGACUGGUAGGCCAACACCUUUAUCUUGGAGACUUGGGCAGUCCAGUCCCCGCCUCCAGGCAGGUGAUGCUCCAUCAGUGGGGAAUGGAUAUCCUCCAAGAGCCAAUGCCAGCCGAUUCAUCAAUGCAGAAUCAGGACGUUACAUAUAUUCAGCACCAUUGAGAAGACAGCCAACAUCUCGGGACAAUAAUGUUUGCCAUGUGGAUAUCACAGACAAAGGAGGUGAUGAAGUAGAUCUUGAAAGAAUCAACAUGGAUGCGACAGGUUAUAUGAGUGACGGAGAUGUCCUUGGGAAAAAUAUAAGGAGUGAUGAUAUUACAAGUGGGUGA